Molecule: messenger RNA, 1197 nt
Organism: Myripristis murdjan (pinecone soldierfish)
Lineage: Eukaryota; Metazoa; Chordata; Actinopteri; Holocentriformes; Holocentridae
Product: mitochondrial carnitine/acylcarnitine carrier protein
Exons: 9
Coding region: 15-926 (303 amino acids)
Biological process (GO): carnitine transmembrane transport; mitochondrial transport
Cellular component (GO): mitochondrial envelope
Molecular function (GO): O-acyl-L-carnitine transmembrane transporter activity
Source: RefSeq, a predicted model, not a curated record
GGGCAGAGCAGAGGAUGGCAGAAGGGCAGCUCGCCAGUGAAAGGGUUUCUCCGCUCAAGAACUUCGUGGCAGGAGGAGUCGGCGGAGCCUGUCUGCUGCUGGCCGGACACCCUCUGGACACAAUCAAGGUGAGGUUACAGACGCAGCCUAAAGCCUCCUGUAGCCAGUAUGUCCUCUACACGGGAACGUACGACUGCAUCCGCAAGACAGUCUCCAGAGAGGGUGUCCUUGGCCUGUACAAAGGUAUGGGGGCCCCCCUGGCAGGUGUGGCUCCUAUGAUGGCCAUCAGUUUCUUUGGCUUCAGUCUGGGAAAACAGCUCCAACAGGCAGAAAACGGCAAACGUCUCACGCACACUCAAAUAUUCCUGUCUGGCUGUCUGGCAGGGGUCUUCACCACAGUGAUAGUGGCUCCAGGAGAAAGGAUCAAAUGUUUACUGCAGGUGCAGGCUAGCAGUGGCCAGUCGAGGUACGCAGGUCCUCUUGACUGUGCUACAAGGCUCUAUAAGGAACAGGGCAUCCGUAGCGUCUACAAAGGGACUGUACUUACUCUUAUCAGAGAUGUGCCUUCUAACGGCCUGUACUUCCUCACAUAUGAAUACCUCAAGAACUUCUUGACGCCUGAGGGGCAAAGUGUUUCCGAGCUCAGCACUCCCAAGAUCCUCCUUGCGGGUGGGAUAGCGGGAAUCUUGAACUGGACGAUCGCUCUUCCACCUGAUGUCCUCAAAUCCAACUUCCAGACAGCUGCAGAUGGAAAGUACAGAGGUCUGGUCGAUGUCCUAAGAAUGGUGCUUCGAGAGGAAGGACCUAAAGGACUAUAUAAGGGAUUCAAUGCUGUCUUUCUACGUGCCUUCCCUGCCAAUGCGGCCUGUUUCCUGGGGUUCGAGGUGGCGUUAAAAGGACUGAACUGGCUCGCACCCAGUUUGUGAAAGCCAGUGGUGGAGUGCAGGGUAAACACGGGUAUACUCGCCUGUCCACCAAAGAGCCACUGAAAUACAUAGAUUAUUUCUCAGUAAUAUAACCACCUAUGUCAUAUAUUUACUAUCACCACAGCCCCGGUGCAAGUACUCAACGAUGCAGUGUGUCAGCCUGACUCAACCCACUGUCACUGUGUUGUGUGUCUGUUCAGUCACAUGUCAGGCUGCUGAUAUGGGCUGAAUUAUCACAUCUGUACCUGAUAUCUGGUACAACACAGGCCUG